This is a messenger RNA of Sphaeroforma arctica JP610, 204 nucleotides long. RefSeq lists its product as hypothetical. The record is from RefSeq and is a predicted model, not a curated record. The annotation marks the transcript as partial. The transcript has a single exon. NCBI's taxonomy places the organism in Eukaryota, Ichthyosporea, Ichthyophonida.
AUGUGCGGAGUGUAUCUUGGUCUGACUGUUGGAAGUUCAGAAGAAAUCAAAGGUAUUAAAGCCGUUGUAUUUGGUGGAAAUGUGGAGGAACAUAUCCUUGAGGUAGAACAGCAUCGCUCAUGGGUCUUCGGCGAGUUCGAUGGCGGACAUGGAGUCGAUGAUUUCAUCACUGAGGGAUCGAAGAAGGAGAAGACGAGCCUUCUG